AUGAAUAUUAACAGAAUAAAUAAAAUUAUUCUUUGUUCUAAAGUGGAACUAAAGUCCAUAGAAAAAAUCGACUUUUACUCUGGCGCGACAAACAGUGUAGUAAAAGAUUUUUGCGCCUUCUUUUUCCCUAUUUUAAAAUACAACAAUUUCCACAUUCCAUAUACCUUUCAUCACACGACUGACGAUGACGAGAAAAUCGUGCUGUUCCCAAAGAAUAAAGAUAAACAUAUCAUUAAUUUGAGCUUGUACAAAUACAGUCAACAAAUAUAUGACAGAAUAAUAUUUUUAGACAAAAAAUUUUCCAAGUAA
Molecule: messenger RNA, 309 nt
Organism: Plasmodium malariae
Lineage: Eukaryota; Apicomplexa; Aconoidasida; Haemosporida; Plasmodiidae
Product: conserved Plasmodium protein, unknown function
Exons: 3
Coding region: 1-309 (102 amino acids)
Source: RefSeq, a predicted model, not a curated record